Messenger RNA from Bactrocera oleae (olive fruit fly), 7750 nucleotides. It is a transcript of the gene Zdhhc8, whose product is annotated as zinc finger DHHC-type containing 8. Gene Ontology annotation, molecular function: palmitoyltransferase activity. Gene Ontology annotation, biological process: protein palmitoylation. Lineage: Eukaryota; Metazoa; Arthropoda; Insecta; Diptera; Tephritidae. The record is from RefSeq and is a predicted model, not a curated record.
UUAUAACAUAUUAGAAAAAAAAAUGUUUAUCCAAUUGGAUAGUGAAUACAGCUAUUAUGAGUUCCUUUUCACUCGUUCUAUUUGACGAUUCGUUGAAUAUUUUGUACAUACGGCAAAUUGCAGCUCUACAACCGGAGUGGCAAACAAAUUUGAGAUUUGAAGAAAUUGUACGAAAACGAGCGAUCGAGCGAAUGCGUGUGAAUAUGGAGCGUUGUGAAAAUUCUUUAAAUUAAUAAAUAAAUUGUACGAAAAACGCGAACAAUUUUAUAUAUAUUAAUAAUAACGCUCAUAUUGUGUGUAAUAAUUAAAAAAUUGUAAGAAAAAAGCUUUGGUCUAUGCGGCGGUGUAAUUUUAGAAUUUCUAAUAGCGCAUUCAGCUGCAAGGUAUAGCGACACGGUUGAAGAAAAACUCGCUGUUGGUUGCCUAGCGUAUAUACGUGAAGGAGACUCGUCGUCCGUGGUCAUUUUCAAGGAGAAAGAGUAUAUCCAGCAAUGUGAAAUUCCAACAAAUAUGUUUUUAUAGUUUUAUAUCUUAAGAAUCGUUGCCAUUUUAUACGGUUCAAGUGCAUAGUUAGACAAUGGCAGGCAAAGACAUAAGUUAAAUAGUUGGAAAAUUCAAUAAGCGAAGCGAAAAAAAAUGAAAAUUGGAAGUGCAUCAUUUGCCAUGUUUCGCAAGGGCAAUGUGCGGCAAUGGCAAAUUGCUUAAAGUGUUAUGUGUAGUUAAAGCGAAAGUAGUGGAAAGUGUAGAAUUUAAAAAGCUGAAUUGAAAUACAAAAUAAAAGCUUUAAAUAUAUAAUACACAAAAAGUCAGGCAAAAAAUAAAAAAUACAAAAAAGGCGACAACCAGCGAUUGACGUAUGAGAAUUGUUAAAUAGCCGUGCGGUGCGCGUCGGACAACAAAGUGGUAUGCAUAAUAUUGCAAACGGCGGGGUGAAGUGCAAUCCGGUUUAGUCGAAAAAAGUUUGUGUAAAUAAAAAAUAUACAAAAUUUUCUAAUACGGUUAGUAAAUGUGUACAAACAUAAACCUUUUUAUAAAAAAAUUAAACAAAUUUCAAAUAUUAAUUGAUCUAGAAAUAAAUAUAUUGGAAAGUGUAUAUGCAGAUCUUCCUAAAUGAAAUUUUCUCUCCUAUAUAUUAACUCAUCUACAAAUUUUUCUGUCAUAAUUUAAACAUCAUCUGUUGAAAUCAUAUUAGAAAGCGAACUUUUAUCUUUGUUGCUGUAACUAAAGUGUUUUUACAACCGUAUAUUCAUAUAUUUAUUUUGCGCUUCCAAUUUUUCUAAUGCAACAAUUGCCGCUUUACUUAAAAUCAACAGCUGUUACCUCAUAACUCCUCUAUAAUUUCAACGUUUGUUUGUGUAAAAAAUCCGUUGUCAUCAAGUGGAAAAAAAAAUAAUUCUAUUAGUUUAGUAACAGAAUGCCCAAAUGCGACAUGAAGACUCGCUACAUUCCUGCUACAUUUGCCUGGAUUCUACUGUUAUCCACGACGUUCCUCUUCUUUUUCUAUCCCUGCCAAUACUAUUUGAAAAGCCAUCCAUGGGUACCGGCAUAUCAGGGUGUCAUCACAUUUUUCGUUUUGGCCAAUUUCUCAUUAGCGACAUUCAUGGACCCCGGUGUCAUACCAAAAGCAUCGCCAGAUGAGGACCGGGAGGAGGAAUUUCGUGCACCGCUUUAUAAAAAUGCCGAAAUCAAUGGCAUCACCGUCAAGAUGAAAUGGUGUGUGACUUGUAAAUUCUAUCGCCCGCCACGCUGUUCACACUGUUCCGUAUGCAAUCAUUGCAUAGAGACAUUCGAUCAUCAUUGCCCUUGGGUGAACAAUUGCAUUGGACGUCGCAAUUAUCGUUUCUUCUUCUUCUUUUUGGUUUCACUGUCCAUACACAUGCUGAGCAUAUUUUCAUUAUGCUUAUUUUAUAUAUUGAAGAUAACGCCAAACAUCAGGGAAACAUCGCCCAUAGUAGCUAUGGUGUUGAUGGCUAUAGUUAUAAUCCUAGCGAUUCCGAUUUUCGGGCUUACCGGUUUUCAUAUGGUGCUCGUAUCACGUGGGCGCACAACAAACGAACAGGUCACCGGCAAAUUCAAAGGUGGAUACAAUCCAUUCUCACGUGGCUGCUGGCAUAAUUGCUGUUACACCCAGUGUGGACCACAAUAUCCAAGUCUUCUUAAGCCAGAAAAGUAUGCCGCUCGUCGCUCACACAAGGAUGGUCAGGGUAUUAGUGUUAUCACCACCGAACGGCGCACGAAUCAACAGGGCAGCAGUAUGCGGGGCAACAACACACCUGGCAAUGUGCCGCGUUCACCACGCGAAACGCUGAAAAACUAUUACGAUAGGGACAAUCGACACACUCAGGUAAAGACUUAUACGGACCAGGGCAAUGGUUAUAAUCAACGGUCGGGCAGCACAACGCUUUAUAGUAAGCUGUCGCCUGGACGUGAAUGUUCAGACACCGAUAUGGAGCCGCAAGCAUCGCAGAGUCAAGAUUGUGAGCCCACACCGCCACUGCAACGACACAAUUCGACAAAUUUCUACCUGCCCCAAGUGGAGGCAGGCGUGAGCAAUUUAAAUAACGGCGGCAUAGCGACCGGUGCGGGCAUGUUGCCUAACGCUAGUGGAGGUGGCGGCGGCGGCGGUGCUGGUGGUGGUGGCGAUUCACCACGCCACAUGCGCAUGUAUCAUCCGCGACACAGUCCACUAGCGCGCCAGCGCGGUUUGGAGCCACAACGUGGCUAUAAUCCCGCCGAUCCAUUAUCGCCCGAUCAUCCUGCUCAUCCGAGCAAUCAGGGCGCACAGCAACAACAACGCAGUGGGACAACUGCAACGCCCACAAUGCAGCAACGAAUUAAACCGUUGGGUGUGGCGACACCACUGGUGAUGGCAAGUCCCGUUAGAAGAUCCAAUCCUGGCACGCCUACUCAACCAAGACGACCCGAUUUUAUUGGUCUAAAUACACAGCAACAGCAGCCGUCGCAGACCUAUUACGAGUAUACGACCGGCUUACCGCCGCAGCAUCCACAACCGCCUACCAUACAACAGCAGCAGCAAAUGCUGUUGCAACAACAACAACGUGCCAUGAUGCAACAGCAUCAACAACAACAACAACAGCAGCAGCAACAGCAACAAGUUCCGCUAACACAUCACCAGCAACAGGUGUUGGCUUCGCAGACCUACGGCGGCAGCCCACAACGCCGUUUCCUCUCCGAAGGUGAGCUGGUACGCCAGGGCGCGAGCGAGCUUUCGUAUGCGCGCUCUAACAACACCGUGGACAAUAUACGCGAAUUGGCCGGAAGUCCACAGCGCGGCGUGUACAUGUGGAAGGACACAUCGCCCGGUUUCAGUAGCAGUAGCGGCAGCGCUAGCGGCGGUGGCGGCAUGCCACCCUCUUCCAUGGGCAUCAGCAGCAGUGCUGGCGGCACAAUGGGCAAUAGCAUACAUCACGCACAGUACAUCACAGUCGGUGGCAGUGGGCAGUCGCAUCCAUUGAUCAUGACGCAUUCGCGCAUGCAUCAGCCAGGCGAAUAUGUACCAGCUUCGCAACAACAGCAAUAUCGCUCUAACCCAACCAGCCCCACAACCAUGCCAGCCACAUCGUCCUCGACCAACGCGCCAACCUAUAUGAUGCGUUACGGUGUCGGUAAUGCCGUCGCCUCACAGCCAAAUAACUACGUGCACACAUCACAGGCGCUAACGAACUCGACUGUCGGCGGUUAUCAGCCGCAAUUGCGCGGCGGCGUGGCCGUCUUUCCACCCAAUCCCAGUGGGCCGGGCGUUGGCGUUGGUGUAAGCGGUGGUGCCGGCAUCGUCACACAACUGCAAACACAGCCAUCGCCGCAAGUGAAGCGAAAACAAACACCCACGCGUCCCAUGUCAUUUGUGCGCGCACUCGAAAUGACCGAUUCGAUGGAGAUGCAAACGCUCGAACAGCAGCAGCAGCAACAGCAACAGGGUCGCGGUGUCGGCAAUAUGCCGGCAUCAGCCGUUGGCGGACCGGGUGCACAGCAUUUGGUGGGCGGCGCACGCACCACCACACCCACACCGGAGCGCGCGAGCGUCUACGAUAUGAAUUACGAGAUUUCCGUAUAACCCGUGGUUGUGCCGGUUGUCGUGCCACCCGCCUCGGUGACCAUCUCGGCAACGGCUGCAGCGUAUGCGCGCAAAAAGGGCGCAAGCGUUGUGGCUAGCGCCGCCGAGCCAUCGGCGUACGCAUCAGUGCCAGUUAUGGCGGCGAAUACGCCUAACAGACGCAAGUUCUCCACAUUCUUCUAAAAUGGACUCGGGAUGGACGCCGCGCUGUGUAGGCUAUAUUGCCAGCCAGCAAGCUAAUAUUUAGUUAUAAUAUAGCACAUUAUAGUUAUUUUCUUUACGUUUUUCGUUUUACCAAACCCCGAACCGAUUUUAAUACCGAGUCAUUUAUACCAAUGUAUUAUAUUAUAUUAUAUUUCUCUACACAUACACACACAUACACACAUACAUACAAACGUAUAUACACUGCUACCAAACGCAACUAUACGCUAACACAGUUCCGUAUCGCCAAAUGUAAAUAUGUAUACAACCUAAGAUACACCUCCUAUGAUUACUACAUACAUAUACAUUGGGGUGUACGUUAUUUCCCACGUUAAUUUUUAUUUUCUUGCAAGCACCUCCUAAAGUUUUAAUUUUUGCUCUAAAAAACGAUCUAAUGUUAACAAGCUGUUUAUUUGCAAUUUAAAGCGUGUCUAAAUCAUAUUUCUUUUCUCAUCUACAUAUCUAGCAACCGAUUUUUUGAUAUUUUACAUUAUGCAAAUAAAUAUACCCCUUUAAAAAUUACUGUUCUAAUACAAAAUUUCCGCUCUACAAAAAAAUUGGUUAUUGGUUUUUUUCAUAGAAACGUUCUUUUAAAAGUUAAACGCAAUUAAAUUAUACAUCAAAUGACAUGAGCAUGCAUACAAGUGAUUUACAUAUUCUAUGUUGCUCAUACGACAUGGUGUACUAUAUGAAUACAGUACAUUUGUUGCAUAACUUUAACUGCGUAUAACUUUUAAAGGAAUGUUUUAAUGGAAAAACUAUUAAGACCUUUUUUGUAGAGCGGAAAAUUUUAUAAUAAAAUAUCAUUCGUUUAAAGUUGUUGGCUUAUUUUCUUUGAAGUUAAAAACUUAAUUGCAAAAGUACCUAAAAUUCCACAUAAAUUAUUUAGGAAAAGUAAUCAACUUGUGAAAUAAUGAACACCCUAAUACAUACAUAUAUAUAUACUUUAUCAUAAUAGUUGUAAAAAUCUAUAAAUAUGUGUGUAUGUACACGCGUUAAUGUUUACUUACACACGUCACAUUUAUAAGUUUCGCCAUUGAAAAGGGAUUUGUGAAUUAAAUUCUCUCUCAAUGUUUAAUUGUAAAAGUUUUAAAUGUGUAUGAAUUGUUAAACCGCUUUUAAAAAUAUUUAUUGAAGACCACAUACAUACAAUAUACAUGUGUAAUCAUGCAAAUUACAUUAAAUAUAAUUUAAUUAAUUGUUGUAAUCACUAAGUGCAGUAACAACAGCUGCAACAAUUGUAAUAUUGUUGCUGCAACAACAAAAGUAAUGCCAAACAGUUGUGCGCAGGAGAUUAUACUUAUUUGAUGUGGCGGCAGUUGAAAAGUGGUGGUGUGGCCAAGCAAAAAAGUUUUAACCUAAUAGCAAAUGUAAAAUAAGUGCAAUACUUUAUGGAAAUUCCAAAAUUCUCAAAAAAAUUUAUGAAGAGUAAAUUAAAAAUUCUCAAAAAAUUUAUGAAGAGUAAUUUAAAAAUUGUGUGCAUGUUUUCAAGAGCUUAAUUCCUAUUACUUCAUAUUGAAUCUAGCCUAAUUACAGCUUUAUAAAGUUAUAUACGACGAUCCCCUUAAUUACCAAACGAAACUUAGCCCGGUAUCUCUUAAGAGAUAUUUUGUUUAAUAGGUAGUUAAAAAACAAAAAUUACAUAAUUUCAUGUACUUUAAUAAUCGGCGAUUCAUUUUUAAUAAUUUUGUAUUCCCUUGUUCCUGUCGCCGAUAUCCGAAAAGUGUGACGGUGAGCAAAAUUUUUCUGCUUAAAAUUAGCUAAAGUCCAAAUACCAAAAAAAAAAAUGUUUGGUAUACAGAUGAUGAUCAAAGAACUAGUCAAAAUUUUGCCUAUUAACAAAAUGGCGGCCCCCUAAAAAAAUAGGUAUUUUUGUGCAAGAAUUUACGCUUCAGAGUGGCUUAAAAAAUCGAAAUUAUUCACAAAAUCUUAUUUCUUUUGUCAUUACCUGACAAAAAAUAUCAAAACAUACCUGUAGUAGUUUGGAAUAAUGCUGCCGAGUUGACAAUACUUGGCUGCAUAAAAUCUGGUCCGUGUCGGUUACGGUUACGUAGACCCGAUUGUCGUGCGAACCAUUCUAUAACGGUUCACAUGGAUGCUAGAGUUCAUGUCUACGUAUUAUAAAAAAAAAUGUAUUUCAAAAUUUUUAAGUGCAUACUCAAAGCGUCAAAUCAAUAUAUAAAAAAUUAUUUAAAAAUAUAAAAUUUUUAAAUUCUGAAACAUGCUUCGCUCCUUUAAUGCCUAAAAUAUGUCAUAAAAACAUUAAACAAAUUCUGAAAUUGAAGCAGUAUAAUCGUAAAGCGAACACUGUUUGGUAAAAACUUGUGAUUUGUUGCAAAGUGUAAUUUAUCAAAUAUUUUUGUUUAUUAUUAUAAAUUGUAAAUUACCGCAUGCUCAGCAUACAUAUAUUGACGACAACAACAAUAGCUGUAAAGUAAAGAAAAACUCCCUUAGUCCAUCCCAGUGAGGGUAAACGCCAUUUUACCAUGGUAUGAUUGCCUUCCACAUUGUUAUCUGCCGGCCAUUUAGUAUACAGUCCACAACAGCGGCAGUAGUACGGUUGAGAAGUGCUAAUAAGUAUAUAUGAUAUUUGAAAGCAGGAAAGUGCGCAUAAAAAGUAAGAAAAGAAAUAAAAAAACAUUAAAUUUGCUAAUAUUUAAAAACCAAAUGCGGCGGCUCCACGAGAGUUUUGUGAAAAAUUAAAGUUUGCAUUCACCUUAGUUACAUCAUAUUGAUGUUUAAAUUAAUGAAGCGAAUAGGGAUUGCAUACUUUCUUUGUACAUAUAUAUGUACGUAUAAUUAGUAGAAAACACUUUCCAGUUUUCUUUUCGACCUAAAUUUGAAUUUUUUUUUGUUUAUCCCUCUGUUCAUAAGCGUUGUAGUUGCGGCUGGAUUGUGUGGCUAUAAAACUCGCUUUUAACAUAUUUUAUGCGCAAUCACUUUUUAACAAAAAAAAUUGUUUCACAAAUUUAUAUAUAAUUAUUUUUAAUUAAUGAAAUUUUUUGGCUAACAAACAGCUGUUGCAUUGUACGGCGUAAAAUACUGUUUGAAAAUUUAUUGCGAGUUGCCAGCAAAAAAAAAAAAUAAUUGCGAAUUGACAGCUGAAUUCUAUAAAGCACGCUUGUUAAACUUAAAAUAGUGUUAGUAGUUUUUUGCUCAAAGCAUUGGAAAUUUUUAAAAAAUAUUUUUGCUGUGUUUUUUUUGGUUCAACCGCAGCUUGUUUUGAGUAAUCUCGAGUUCUGCUCACUUAUUUACGAGUCCAAUACAUAUACAAAAUUCUUUUUAUUCAUACAUUUGUGUGUAAACUACUUUUCAAACAAGCGAAACUAACACAAUUUAUUAUGAAAUAUUAAAAAAAAAUUAAAAUUACAAAAAUUUUGAGUAAAUCGAAAGGAACUCGUGCGAAUGUGGUAAGAACUGAUAUAUAUAUAUGAAUUGUGUAUAUGUGUUAUGCUGUUGGAAAUAAAUUAAAUU